This is a messenger RNA of Acipenser ruthenus (sterlet), 6438 nucleotides long. Its product is annotated as ubiquitin carboxyl-terminal hydrolase 13-like. The record is from RefSeq and is a predicted model, not a curated record. NCBI's taxonomy places the organism in Eukaryota, Metazoa, Chordata, Actinopteri, Acipenseriformes, Acipenseridae. Gene Ontology annotation, biological process: protein deubiquitination. Bases 158 to 2743 code for a protein of 861 amino acids. The transcript is spliced from 22 exons. Gene Ontology annotation, molecular function: cysteine-type deubiquitinase activity; zinc ion binding; protein binding.
CCCACCUUCUGUUUGGAAGCGUCACGGUCCCGGAUCCCUGUAGGAAUGUCGGGUCUGUGUGAUUUAUAAAUAGCAUCCUCUCCGCUCGCCUGCCUGAUUGCCUGCCCUGCGACUCUCUACUACAGCAGCAUUGUGGGCUGGAGACAGGAAUGCGAAGAUGGCUGCAGACCUAGGAGAGCUGCUAGUCCCUUUUAUGCCAACGAUCAGAGUCCCUAGAAUAGGGGACAGGGUAUUCAAGAGUGAAUGUGCCUUUUCCUACGAUUCUCCAGAAUCGGAAGGUGGCCUGUAUGUGUGCAUGAACACUUUUCUAGGAUUUGGACGGGAACAUGUUGAAAGACACUAUCGAAAAACAGGCCAGUGUGUGUACAUGCAUCUGAAACGCACCAUGAAAGAGAAAGCCACAGGCGCCUCAGGGGGAGCUAUACCAAGAAGAAAAAAUGGAAAAGUAUUUUUAGAUUUAGAUCUGAACUGCGACUUUAAUGGGGACGAUUACGAAUACGAAGACGAAGCCAGACUUGUCAUAUUUCCAGACCACUACGAGAUCCCCUUACCAAAUAUUGAAGAGUUGCCUGCACUGGUGACUAUAGCGUGCGAUGCAGUACUCAAUGCUAAAUCCCCCUAUAGAAGGCAGGAGCCUGAUUCGUGGGAUGAUGAAGUUCAGGUCUCAAAACAUGCCAGCAGCUUAAGACAGCUGGACAACGGGGUCAGAAUACCACCCAGUGGCUGGAAAUGCUCCAAGUGCGAGCUUCGGGAGAACCUGUGGGUGAACCUGACUGACGGCUCGGUCCUGUGUGGGAAGUGGUUCUUCGACGGCAAUGGAGGAAACGGGCACGCUCUGGAGCACUACCGGGAAACAAACUACCCCCUGGCCGUCAAACUGGGAACCAUCACCCCUGAUGGAGCAGACGUGUAUUCGUUUGAUGAAGAGGAGGCAGUACUUGACCCACAUUUAGCAGAACACUUGUCACACUUUGGGAUAGAUAUGCUUCAGAUGCAAAAGACAGAGAACGGCUUCACAGACAAUGAUGUCAGCCCGCGGAUCAGUGAGUGGGAGGUGAUCCAGGAAUCAGGGUCGAAGCUCAAACCUGUGUACGGCUCCGGUUACACUGGUAUCAAGAACCUGGGGAACAGCUGCUACCUCGGAACCACCAUGCAGGUCCUCUUCAGCAUCCCUGAAUUCCAGCGAGCGUAUGUUGGCAAUCUCCAGCGGAUAUUUGACUAUUCACCUCUUGAUCCCACACAGGAUUUCAGCACGCAGAUGGCAAAGCUGGGCCAUGGUCUUCUUUCAGGCCAGUACUCCAAACCACCAGUGAAAUCAGAGCUCAUUGAACAGGUGAUGAAAGAAGAACACAAGCACCAGCAGAAAGGGAUUUCCCUAAAGAUGUUCAAAGCCUUGACAAGUAAAGGCCACCCGGAGUUCUCUUCCAGCAGACAGCAAGACGCACAGGAGUUCUUCCUUCACUUAAUAAACCAGGUGGAGAGAAACAGUGAAGGCUCAGAGAAUCCCAGUGAUGUGUUCCGGUUCCUAGUGGAAGAACGAACCCAGUGCUGUCAAUCCAGAAUGGUCCGGUACACGCAGCGCGCUGACAACCUCAUGCAACUUCCUGCGCCCAUGGAAGCCGCAACAAACAAGGAGGAGUUGAUAGCCUAUGAAGUGAAACGUCAGGAGGCUGAAGUGAGCAGGAGAGCGCCCCCGCUAGCGGUCCGGGCCAGGAUUCCAUUCAGCGCCUGUUUGCAGGCCUACACAGAGCCGGAGAACGUGGAUGACUUCUGGAGCAGUGCUCUGCAGGCCAAGUCUGCCGGAGUCAAAACAUCUCGCUUUAAAUCAUUUCCUGAAUACUUGGUUAUACAGAUAAAGAAGUUUACCUUUGGGUUGGACUGGGUGCCUAAAAAAUUAGACAUUUCUAUAGACAUGCCAGACUUACUGGACAUCACUCACCUCCGUGCUACUGGGUUGCAGCCAAAAGAGGAGGAGCUUCCAGACAUUGCUCCGCCCAUUGUUAUUCCAGAUGAAUCCAAAGAUCAUUUGAUGAAUAAUUUCACAGACUCUCCAGAAAUAGACGAGUCGGCAGUGAUGCAGCUCGCUGAAAUGGGCUUCCCCCUCGAAGCCUGUCGCAAGGCAGUUUACUACACAGGAAACUUGGGGGCUGAAGUGGCCUUCAACUGGGUUAUAGCCCACAUGGAGGAACCCGAAGGAAACGGUAACAGCAACCCCGGAAGUAAUCAGCAGCAGGACUUUGCUGAGCCGUUGGUGGUUGCUGGUUUUAGUGAGAUUGACUCUUCAUCGUCGGCAGCGGUUCCUGUGGCUGACAACCAGCCUCCAGAGGAGAGUGUAGCCAUCCUUACAUCCAUGGGCUUUCCCAGGUACCAGGCCUUGCAGGGCCUGAAGGCAACGAACAACAAUCUGGAACGUGCGUUAGACUGGAUCUUUACUCACCCAGACAGUAAAGAGGAGAGUGAGGCAGCCUCAGACAUCGCCGAUCCAGAAGGCAACGCCAACCCAAUCUCCAACGCCACCGCUGUCAAUGAGCCAAGCGGGCCGCGGGUUAGGGACGGGCCUGGCAGAUACGAGCUGUUUGCCUUCAUUAGCCAUAUGGGAACAUCCACAAUGUGCGGCCGCUAUGUAUGUCACAUCAAAAAGGAGGGAAGAUGGGUAAUCUACAAUGACCACAAAGUGUGUCUGUCAGAAAGACCCCCCAAAGACCUGGGCUACAUCUACUUUUACCACCGGAUUCCCAGCUAGGCCGCAGUCCUCUCAGACGGCUACAGACAGCCACAGUCGUCUUGCCAACUGGAAGCAGCAAAAAAGAAUCUAAAGACUGAGCAAGGGAAGAAGCUGUGGAUUAACUUUUCGAAAGAAAGAAGCUAAAAAACUAAAAGGGAUGCCUGGUAAAAGAGAGAAGGCCUUUUAUUCAUGAAUGUUUAUCGUAAAUGCAGAGGUUUAUAGGAAAUGUGUGCAAUCUGGUGACUGGAAAACAGCAAUAGCAUGUUAACAUACAUAUCAGAAGUGUUUAUUAUUGUUUUUCAGGAUUUUUCUAUGCCUUUUCUUUAAACUCUAAAAAGGGAGCCUUAAUUUUCUUGGUUAUAUUUAUAUUGAUCAACACCAAACAGCAUAUCCACAGAGUCCUAUUUGUGUGUUUUUUUAAAUCAGAGUGUGAAGACGACCUGUACUGAGGGUCACUGAAUUUCAGCGUUGAUCUUGCAUCAUGUGUGUCGUACUAGAAGCAACACAAGUGCCAAAGCUCUGUAGAUCCUCUUGAUCCAUCAAGCAGGUUGUCUGGUGCGCAAUUAAAACUGUUGCCUUAUCAGAGAAUAUCAAUGGUGUUCAAUAACAGCUAGUCAUAAAACCCUUUAAUUAAAAUAUCCACACACAUUUCCCUUGACCUUUUCUUAUUAUUUUAUUUUUUAUGUAUUUUUGAAAUGCACACGUUACCGGUAAAUGUCUUGUUUCAGAUAGCCAAAAGGAGUAUGCCUGCUGUUUGAAAAGAAAUACAUACGGAAACUAGAUCCAAAUACACAAAUGCCAACAUGAAAAUGAGCAGCUAUACAUUAAAAAAAAAACAUUGCCGUUUUUCAAUGGGUCUAUAUGGACAUUAUUACUAUAUUGAAACCUAAAGUUUAAACGUUUUUUGAGCAAUAAUUUUGAAAUGACAUGGUAAAAUUGUAUUGAGAGUUUAAAUGCCAGGGACACGUGUUAGGGUGAUUCCUUCUUUUAAGAUCCUAGUUAUUAAUAAUAAAGAUCAGUUACUGUAAGUGCCGCUCUGCUCUGGACUUGAUUUCAGUCAUUUGGUGACGGUUGCUAUUCAACGCUGUGGAAGCCGUUGUGACGUCUCUUUAUAACCAAAGUGAAUGGUGUGCUUGUGUACCGCAGGAUAUACAGAUUAUGAAUCCUAAUGAAAGGCAAUGCACAUGAUAAACUAUACUGUACUGUAGCUGAACUCCAAUACUAAUAUUCAAAGGUUGCAUUGAUUAAGGUUUAUCUGUUUGUGAUAAAUACAACUGUGUUCCAACAGAGUUGGCUGAAGUGGCCUUCGAAGUCAGGUGUAAUAUUUUCAGCACAGGACUUUACACAGGCCAACUCACCUGCCACUUGGUGCUUUUGUUUCUGGUUUUUCUUACAGAACUCAGUAACAUUCAAACACAAACGGAAGCCGUUUCAAAGAGACAUGUCUGUGCCGCAUUCUGCAUUUUACCAUGUGAUUCGAGGGGCCGCUAACUCAGUCAUUGUGACUCAAACCGCCAUUUAACAAACAUUAACCUCUAAGUUGAGUGAAGAAGAGGCGGAUACAACAGCAAGUACAGGCUGGUGAUGGUUUCACAUCAGAACUUGUUAACUGUGAAACAAUGAGGUACUACAGAUCACAUUGUGUCUCCAUAUUGUGUAUUCAAACAACUGUCUGUAUUCAGAUCAUUUGACUAAUUGCAGUGUAUAACAAAGCUAGAAUGUAAAUGUCCUCAAAGCAGUUCUGGAAACUGCUUGAAGUGUAUUUUUGGGUAGGAAAACAUCUCUAAAGACGCUAAUACAAACAGUGAAGUUUAUUGUUCUUGUGUCUAUUCAACCUCUGCCUUUGGCGCUUUUCUUAUUUGAAUGUAUUCCUUAUGGUACUGAGAGCUGCAGGUACAAUCGGAUAACAGUAAAAUAAUCUGAGGACCUCACGGACUCCUUUGUAACAGUUUUGCAGCUCAACAGUUUUCUAACUGGGGGAGGAGGUCUUGAUAUUUAUUCAGAUAUUAAUAUCAGUACUUUUACAUUAUUGUAAGUCAUCCCAGCAAUAUUCCUAUUGCAGCCAGUAGCUGCGCCACCUCCCAGCUUAGAAAUCAACGAAGACGUGUGCCUGAAGAGGGAGAUCCAGUGCAGAAAAUUUGAAAAACACUUGAUUUAAACUGUAUUAUCGAAUAAAUACAGCAUAGUACAAUGGAGACGAAUGGAGACUAAGCACACAUAGUACAGUAUGCUCUGCAUGUUGUUGGUUAACGUGUAUUGUAAGCAACAUAUUAAACUUGAAGUUGCCGCUGUUGUUUCCUCUCAGUGAGGAAUGCCCUGUGCUUUUGAGCACCUGUUAUAGUUUUUAAAGACCUACCUAAGUCACAGAUUUGAAAAGACAUGCUUAAUUAGGAUGGCGCAUUCCUACAAAUGUAAAUUGCAAAAGAAAAGUAAAGAUUGCAAUCAAAUGAACUCAUAGAUUGCUUCAUCUCCCACCCUAGCCACAUUCUGCAUAGUAUUAAGCUUGCUGUCAGGAUGGAUGAAUAUUCUUAAAAGCACUAAACGGCUAGUUAGACUUUUGCAAACAGAAUAAUCUGAAAAUAAAAUUAUCUAAAUGUAAAAAUGUGUUUUUAAAUGGUCUUUUUUUUUAUCAACAUUUUUAUGAUUGAGAAAUCCAUUAUAAACAAGAAUGCAUUUGUAAUGAACCCUCACCCAAGUUGAAAUUCUCUUAUACAUUAAGGGACACCCUACACACAACUUGUAUAAUGCCUUGGAGAGAAAACUGUUCCAAUGAUGUACUGUACUGUUGAGCAUUCUCAAUGGCAUAGUCCCUUUAAGAAACAUAUUCAGACCAGAGGUGUAUGAUGUCUGACUCUUCUCUUGUUUGCCCCUCUGUACUGUAGCCUAUGUGUGUCUGCAGUUUAAAUGUGGACUCUUAAGGAUACUAUGCAACUCACGUUGUAUCUUUUCUUAAUUAUGACUAUCUUCUCACUUUUUAUUCACCUUUUUUUGUUGCUGUACUGUUUGUUUUUGAUUUAUUUGGCAUCCUUGUUACAAUUGUUGCAAUAAUGAUAUUUAUGGGGGUAUUGUAUUGGGAGAUGUCACAAUAUUCUCAUGAGAGAGAGAGACUGAUUAUCAAUUUGCUGUAUUUUACCUUGAUAACCUGUAAAUACUGGGUAACAUGGUUUACCGUGGUGUUACAAAAAAGCUUUUAUUUCUUUGCUUUAUAAUCUGCACAUGCACUGAAGUUUGACAAUGGUCAUUUAAAAUGUAAACUUUUUUUUUUUUUUCAUCGAAAUUUUGUUCACUUGUUUUUAUUUAUUUAAUGUAUAAUUAUUGUAAUUUUUUUUUUUAAUCUUUUUUUUUUUUUUUUUUGCAAACCACAAAAUUGUGCCAGUCCCACAGUUUUUAUUUAGUUAAGUUCUGGGUCCUUAAGUGGUCAGAAUUAAUGCUAAAAUGCUUUCUUUUCCCUUUUUUUAAUAGCAAAAAAACGAAUAAUUGCUUCAUAAAAACCCCAUAUUUGAACAUGUAUGUAUCUUGACUGGCAGAGUAUAUCUGUAUAGACUGUGACAUCCAUGGUGAUUGCUGUAUGAUCCAUAUGCUACAUAUCAUGAGUAUUAUUUAAAAAAAGAAAUUAACAAAAUUGGAAAAUACCAAAUAAAAUCACUGGAGCUGCUUAUUUGUGGCAUUAGGAUAAUUCAAAUAAUAAUAAUAAAAAAGUUGUUGACUUCUUU